UUACAUGUGUUUUCUCUUCUCGUAUUCUAUCCGUUUUAUAUUAUUCGUAUCGUUCGAUAUAGUGUCCAUUUGAAGUCAAUAAUUGAUUAUCUACGACAUGAGUGUUCCUGUUGAUCCGUCUUUGGAGGACAUCGCGUCACCACAAAAAUCCGAUGUAUCUUGCUGUUCGGAUACUAAUUCCAGUUUCUCCAGAAACAGAUAUAAUCUACGUAAUCGUGGCCCCGCUACUUUCUGUUUCAUGGCCGAGCGGGAAUGUCCUAUAUGUUUGUCCGAUGUGUUCGAGAAGCCAGUCGUCGUCAAUUGCGGUCAUACGUUCUGUGGCAAGUGUAUCCGCUUAUCCAUGAUCAAGUUUAAAAACUGUCCCAUUUGUAAUCAGAUACUGAUACGAUCGUUAUUUCUCUGGGAUACUAGCUAUACCAAAAGGUUGACUAGAAAGCGGAGUCCAGUGCGUCCGUAUACCAGAACACAAAUGGAUAUCUCUGUGAAAGCAAAGCAAAUUAAACAGGAAAAGGAUGCAAUUGCUGUUCUUGAACAAGAUAUGUCAGAUCGCAAGGUAUAUACGUCGUGUGUGGCUAGUGGUCCAAAUAAUGAUCCUCAAAGAACACGGCUGUAAAGAUUACAAUUGUUUUUAAAUACAUAGAGAAAAAAAAUAUAA
Messenger RNA from Malaya genurostris, 655 nucleotides. RefSeq names its product E3 ubiquitin-protein ligase RNF166-like. The transcript is spliced from 2 exons. The coding region runs from base 98 to 613 and encodes 171 amino acids. The record is from RefSeq and is a predicted model, not a curated record. Lineage: Eukaryota; Metazoa; Arthropoda; Insecta; Diptera; Culicidae.